This is a messenger RNA of Helicoverpa armigera (cotton bollworm), 5443 nucleotides long. RefSeq names its product facilitated trehalose transporter Tret1. Gene Ontology annotation, cellular component: membrane. The record is from RefSeq and is a predicted model, not a curated record. Gene Ontology annotation, molecular function: transmembrane transporter activity. Lineage: Eukaryota; Metazoa; Arthropoda; Insecta; Lepidoptera; Noctuidae. Bases 163 to 1683 code for a protein of 506 amino acids. Gene Ontology annotation, biological process: transmembrane transport. The transcript has 3 exons.
UACUUAGUAAGUUACAAUCACCCGUGCGCAAGAGUUGAUAAUUUUGCAAAUAAUUACAUUGUACUAAGAAACAAAUAAAUGGUACAAAUGUGUAAAUAAAUUACGUAAAUACUUUUCAAGUUUAUGGACUAAAAUUGUGAAAUAUUUAGUAAAAAAGGAGCGAUGGACAAGUGUAACUAUUCAGAAGUUCCGAAUGUACUAGACAAUAAUAAUUGUAAUAGUGAAUGUGAGAAAAAAACAAAUAAAGAAUGGAAGCCGUUUUUGAAACAGUUACUAAUCUGCAGCGGAGUUUGGACGUCAGUGUUCCUGUACGGGCUGUGCGUGGGCGCACCCACCAUGUUCAUCCCGCAGAUCCGACGCGAGGCAAAUGACACCAGCGUCAUCACUGACGACAUGGCUUCUUGGCUCACGUCUGUGUAUGGCUUCAGUGGGUUCCCGUUCGUACUCAUCCUCUCCAUGCUGACAAGAUUCAUCGGCAGGAAGAUACCUUUCAUCAUUGCAGUAUUAGACACCUUUGCAGCGUUCACUGUUUUGUACUACAGUACAAACAUAACCCAUUUAUUGAUAAGCGAAAUUAUGCAAGGACUAUUCUCAGCUUCACACAUUGUUAUCACUGUCAUGAUCUUAACUGAAUACAUAUCACCGAGAUAUAGAGGCAUAUUUCUGACAGUUAAAACUGCUACAUUUUACUGGGGUAUUUGGGCGUCAAACGCUAUUGGGACUUUCUUCCAUUGGAAGAAAAUUCCACUGUUCGGAAUGGUUUGUUCUUUGUAUACCUUGAUUACUGUGAUGACUUGGCCUGAAUCUCCUUAUUGGUUGGCAAGUAGAGGAAGAUUUGAGGAGUGUGCAACUUCACAUCGCGCAUUAAAAGGUUGCGAUGAAGAAUCGGAGAAGGAAUUAGAAGCAUUGAUCACUUCUCAAAAGGAAUAUAUUGCUAGCUGUAGCAAUACUAAGUUAACAUUAAAAGAGCGGUUAGUUGAAGUCAUUAAAACGAUGAAAUGUAAAGAAUUUUACAAACCAACAGCAUUAUCUCUUACAACAGGCUGUUUAGGAGUUCUCUGUGGUAAAUUAGUGUUUGCUGUGUACGCCAUAGAUAUUUUAAAGAAAAUAACUAAUAAUGAAUCGACAGCUUACAUUGCCAUGUUGAUUUUAGAUGGCUUUACAGUUUUAAGUAUGUACGGAGGUUGUAUUUUAGCAAAAUAUAUAAAAAGGCGAACAUUGUUAUUAGUAGCUUCAAGCAUGGGUGUGUUAUUUUUAUUUAUUUUAUCAUUGUAUUUGUAUUUGAUUCGUUUGAAUGUUAUUGUGGAAAAUGUUUAUGUAUCAAUAUCGUUACUUGUAGCAUUUUCAAUAGCUGUAAGUUGUGGACCAAUGACAAUGUCUAUAUCAGUGUACGGUGAAUUAAUUCCAGUUAGAUCUAGAAAUUUGUCUGUCUGUCUUGUAGCAUUAGGUGGUAAGUUAUUAAUAGGUUUUACUUUAAAACUAUCUCCAACAUUAUUCAAGACGUUUGGCUUACACGGUGCGUUUUUGACCUUUGGUUUAUUAUCAUUAUUUAUUAUCGUUCUUUUGUACAAAUAUUUACCGGAGACGAAAGACAAAACAUUGCAAGAAAUAGCAGAUAGUAUGAUAAGUCCAAAAUCUAAAAAAACUAAAGUACGAGUUACAUCCAAGUUAUUAACCUCGUAGAUAAGUUAUUUAAUAUUAUUAAUAACAAUAUUUCAUAAUCUUUUAUUGGAGUUUCUUUAUUAAAUAUGACUAUCUUUCUUAUUCGUAUUUUUCAUCGAACCUUGAGAUCGUUCACUCUUUUAUAACUUGAAAGGCUUUAAAAGUACAUGAUGUAGAAUCGAUUGCCGAAAACAUGUAGGACUGUAGGUCACAGAGAUAAAAGUAAAGGAUAACGUCAAUUGAAUGAGUAAAAAUUAUGUCAGGCUGACUUUUUUGUAUUUCCUGUUUUAAAAUAAGUUGUAGUGGUUUUGAUUAACUGGCUAAAAGAACAUUGAAUACUGGCUACUGAUUUUUAUUUUUACAUGACAUGUGUAUUUUAAAGUAAGUAGGAAAUUGGUCAAAGAGCAUAUUUAAUAAGAACUUGUUUUUUGUCUCAUCAAAAUUGGUACCACUUACAAGUAGUUAUGAAAAAACUGUAUGUACUAAACUGUAAAUCGUUGUUAUAAUAAACAAUAUGCAAGUAUUUACUAUCUACCAUACAAACGCAUAAUUACAUAAUCACUUAUAACUCUAUCAUAGAGUCCUACUUAACAUCCUUAUCAAUUUCAAAUACAGGUCAAAAUAUCUAGGACAUCCAUUUCUAAUCACAGGCCACUUCCACGAAACCACAUUCAGAGACCUUGGACCAAAUAGGUGUAAUCCCUUCUGCCAUGUUGUCCUUCGAAAUCACGGAGUAAGGAAAGAUGAGCAGAGAUGCCAUAACGCAGGUAGGUAGGUCACGCGCCGUCUUCUAGGUCAUAUUCGUAAAUUGGGCAUGACUAGAAAGAUCAGUUACGAGUGAAUUAAAGCAGCGUUCGGGUUCUUUGAGACAUAAAUAUGUCAACAAUUUUUGGUAUUACAAAAAAUUAUCGGUUCCAAAGAAGACGAAAACUGGAACGUUCCUCGUCCCCCGCUCAUUCGCUACUUUUUAUGUGAUUUUCUGCUAUGGCACCUCCGCUAGUCAUUUUGUUCUGCAUGUUUGUAACUGACAAGAAACUUGGCUAAUAAGCAUUUUUUGUACAUGUCCAAGCCAUUGGAGACUUUAUGUUCUGUGUGUCAAGGUCACUGCGAUCAAUUAGCUGGUAUUAAUUAAUUAUUUGGCACCAGAACAGAUUCGAUAAUUACUAUUGUUACGAGAAUGUAUGUCGUUCGUGUGACAAAUGUGUGACAUUUCAGGAGCUAGUAUUAAAGUUCUAUCUGUGCCAAAAAAAUGUUUCUUUUUUGUUAAGCUCACUUUAUUAGUCGGCCACAUCACACUUUUCAAGAAAUGUGUAUAAAGAAUCAAUAAUGAAUUUGUAUUAUUUUUUAAGUCCUUUAUAAAGAAUUUAAUGGACUAAAAAGUGCUAUUUUAUCAGGUGAUCAAAUAAUUUAAAUGCAAAGUAAUGGCAAUUAAUUAAUUAAUCACAUAACACAUUAAAAUCACGUUUUAGGCAUAAAAAACCUGUCAAAACUAGUUGAGUCCAGAAAAGAUGUAACGAGAUACUCUAGCAUUUAAAUAGUCUAGUAUAAUUAUUUAUUUGUUUGAACAACUUAUACCUACUAUGAUUCCAUCAUCAUAAAACGGACUCUGAAGCAAGCAAACCAUUAGAAUUUAAAAUGCUCCUAAGUUUCUUUAACCUUUAUUUAAUACCACCAAAGUAUUUUAUUCAGUGGAUUUACCUAUUUGACUAUAGUACCUAAAUCCGGCUAUAAAGUACGAAUUCAGAAGUUUGAAAAAAGGAAAAACUUAUACCUAUUCCGCAGGUAAGCUUGUGACAACUGGGCUGAUGAACAUUCACGUUUGCCUGUGGUAGAUGGUCACUAUAUCAUAGGUACUGUUCGGCAACUUAUAGACCUUGUAAAAAUAAAUUGCCGCUCCAAAAUUAGCAGUUUGACACCUCUCAAAUCAAAAAGUGUACGCAGAAGUGUUUUCUUACAUUUAGACUAUUUUGAAACCACUGAAGAUUAUCAAUUGUUUACGUAAAAUAAAAUUAAACCAAAAACAAAAACAUGUAAACAGUUUAUACUAGGCAAGAUAACGACAAAAAGUUAGGGAGUUCAUCGCACCCAAUACUUAGUAAGUUAACAAAACUUGUAAUUUUAUUAAGAAAGUGAUUCAAGUUAGAUUUUGUGGGCCUGAGCCUUGCGAUAAUGUUAUUGUGCGUAAGUUAUUCUUUAAUCGAAUAUAAUGUUCUCACAUAAUUUAUAAAUUAUUUUUAGCUUAAUUAUUUUAGGACUCAUCAUCAUCACCAUCUCAACCAUAGGACGUCCACUGCUGAACAUAGGCCUCCCCCUUUGAUCUCCAAAGAUACCUGUUGGAAGCGACCUGCAUCCAGGACUCAUGCAUUUUUAAAAUAUUCUUUGAUAUUUUAUUUUAAAGUUAUAUACGAAUCGGUGCUCGCUGCAUAUGUAAACGUUAUGAUGACAUAGGUUAAUCUAUUAAUAUACAUAGUUAUUACAUAAAAGGUUUAAUUUUGACAACUAGAUUCUAUAGUAGGGGUUUCGGAAGUAGGCGACAGUUUUUGUUUAAGUACCCAUAUUGGUAGCAUGUUGUGUCGCAAAUAGCUGCGAAUUUUGGAAAAUCUAAUGCACUAACAUUUAAUUUGAUAGAUACAGACUUCCGUAAUCACAUAAGUCGUUUCUGUAAAAUGAGUCAUUGAAACGUUGUUUUAAUUAAUUUGAAAAAAAAAACAAUCCCGUUGCACAGGUUGCAGUGGUGAAAUAGUUUACAACAUUUAUUUACGACUCAUUUCAGCUUAAUUUAUGUUCAAAAUAUUUGUUUGCGGUUUUCUAGGAAAAAGCUAACGUUUGUAUAUUGCACAAUAAUAAUAUGGCAUCUUUGUUUUUUUAUGUAAAUCACAACUAUACCGAUAUUUAAUGAUACUUUUAUCUGUAGGUAUUAGUUUUGAGUUCUCGUUAUUUCAAUGUAUUUUUUUUUUUCAAAUACGUUAUAUGUAAAUAUUGAAUCAUUUACCAGUUUUUUGCCAAAAAUGUGACUUGCAACUUUUUAUCGUUACAGAAACAUAUUAUUUAUACAUUUUAGUUAUAUAGGAAGUACAUAUUAGCCCAGCUUUGGUCCAAGGGCGUCCGGGAAUAGAUCCCGCGUCCAAGUGCAUGUAACGGCUGGAUUUAUUACGCGACCUCCCGCCAAACGACCCGAUACAGGGCGAUAUUAGGCCCGAGUAGGGGAAACGUGGAUUUGGGAAAUGCGGGACUUUUAAUAUAAGAGAUUUUAAACUCAUAGUUACUUAUUCAAAAUUGGCGGCAAAAUAGGACUUUUGGAACGUCAACAUUUACAAAAGACUGUCUCCAAAACGCCCACCCUUCACCACCUCCUAUGUGUUUUUGAUGGGAAGAAAAAGUGGUGCAACAAACUCCCCAGCAACACAUGUCUGUUUGCAAGUUAGAAGAACCUUUCAACGAUGUUGUGCAAUGAGUGUAUUGUUGUACCUACACAGUAUGCAGUUUUGGCAUAAAAUGAAUAUAAAGUGGCUUUAAAUAAUUUAAUUAAUAUUCUUAUAUACACAUGCUAUGGCUAAAGCGAGUUUAUUUCCUUUGGAACUUGGACUUGUAUAGAAAAUAAAUGCCAUAUUUUUCCAUAAAUUGAAAAAAAUGGUGUAACUGCGUGAUAAUUCUACAUUGAAUCCAAAAAACUGGUACACACUUAAGAUGGUAUUUUACAAGCAAGUAUGUAAAUAAGAGCUUAUCACUUUUAUGUCGUCUUAAAAUAAAAGAUCUUGUAUAAUAAAUUGAUUGAAUUAAU